UUAUGCUUGAUCAACUAUCACUGCCAUUUCAUUCUCUAAUCUUCAUCACACAGCGAAGUAUUUUAGGGUUUCAACGUUCAAAUUUCAUAGCUUCAGGGCUUGCAUCCAAUGUCUGACAUCGAAAAUCAUGCUUCCCUUCGUGGCCGUUCAUCGCCCGAUAAGCCAAUUUCUCGUGGAUCUGCUCAUGAAAGUUCACGGAUGAGAAGGCAAGAUGAUGAAAGGAAAACCUUUCAUGACCGCCAUCGCAGAGACCACAAGGUUGGAAGGUUUAUGGGGAGGGGUAAAUAUGACAAUUAUAAUCGGCACAAGAAAAGUGAUUAUGAUAGGCAUAAUGACCGUGUUUACGAUGGAGAAACAAAGCACAAAUAUGGAGCACAUUUAAAGAGAUCAAGGAGGAAAUCAAGAUCAAGAUCAAGAUCACGAUCCAGAUCCCCAUCUCGGUCUGAAUGCAAAAGGACCUCUGGUUUUGACAUGGCACCACCUACUGCAGACGUAACACCUGCUGUCUCAGGGCAAAUACUGGGUACUGCUCAUACGAUUCAAGGAACUUCACAAAAUUUGUCACCAUUUGGAAUAUCACAGAUGGGAACACUUUCUGUAAUGCACAUUCAACCUAUGACACAGCAGGCUACAAGGCAUGCCCGGCGAGUUUAUGUAGGUGGGCUUCCUCCGUUGACUAGACAACAGACAAUUGCAGCAUUCUUCAGCCAAGUCAUGAUUACCAUUGGGGGCAAUUCUGCUGGAGCAGGCGAUUCUGUUGUCAAUGUCUACAUCAAUCAUGAGAAGAAAUUCGCAUUUGUGGAGAUGAGAACUGUUGAGGAGGCUAGCAAUGCAAUGGCGUUAGAUGGAAUAAUAUUUCAGGGUGUUGCUGUAAGGGUCCGUAGGCCAACAGAUUAUAAUCCUUCAUUAGCUGCUGCUCUAGGUCCUAGCCAGCCAAGUCCACACCUCAACUUAUCUGCCGUUGGACUUGCUAUUGGUGCUGUUGGUGGAACUGAGGGACUUGACCGCAUUUUUGUGGGUGGGCUUUCAUAUUGCUUCACUGAAGAACAAAUAAGACAAUUACUAGAAUCUUUUGGUACUCUCCAUGCUUUUGAUUUAGUUAGGGAUAAAGACACUGGACAUUCUAAAGGAUAUGGUUUUUGUACUUAUGAGAAUCCAGCGGUAACAGACAUUGCUUGUGCCUCUCUCAAUGGCCUUAAAAUGGGUGAUAAAACAUUGACUGUAAGGCGAGCUACUGUCAGUGGUCAUUCUAAAACAGAGCAGGAACACAUCUUUGCAAGGGCACAACAGCAUAUAGCUAUCCAGAAAAUAGCUUUGGAAGUUGGCGGGUCAAAUAUUCCUUGGGCAGAAAGAGUGCCAACUACAAUUGAUGAAACUCCCACUAAAGUGUUAUGUUUGACAGAGGCUGUUACUUCUGAUCAGUUGAGGGAUGAUGAGGAAUAUGAAGAAAUAUUGGAAGACAUGCGGGAUGAGUGCCGCAAAUUUGGAGCUUUGGUGAAUGUUGUUAUUCCGCGGCCGAAUCCUGGCGGAGAGCUGCCUCCGGGUAUUGGAAAGGUGUUCUUGGAAUACUCUGAUAACGCUGGUUGUUCCGCCGCAAAAAAUGCUCUACAUGGUAGGAAAUUUGGUGGCAAUGUUGUGACUGCCGUUUAUUAUUCUGAAGAGAAGUAUCACGGUAUGGACUAUGGAGUAUGAUGUAAAAGAUAGAUAGUUAUGUAGCCACAGUGAUUAAUGUCUGUCUGUAAAGUAGAUCUGUUUUCCUUAGAGGAACUCAACGUGUACUCUUUUAAACUGAAUCUGUCAAAUAUAAUCGAUUAUAGUACUUGUCAUUAUAAUGCAUAGAUUCAAACUGUUGUUAUCAGCGUGUAAAAUUGGAGGAAAAAAACCUCUAUUUUUAAUUUUUUAUUAUUACAAUCUUGAGGAACGAUUUGAUUCA
Arachis ipaensis is the source of this 1933-nucleotide messenger RNA. The record is from RefSeq and is a predicted model, not a curated record. Lineage: Eukaryota; Viridiplantae; Streptophyta; Magnoliopsida; Fabales; Fabaceae.